Molecule: messenger RNA, 2280 nt
Organism: Strongyloides ratti
Lineage: Eukaryota; Metazoa; Nematoda; Chromadorea; Rhabditida; Strongyloididae
Product: DEP domain and Winged helix-turn-helix DNA-binding domain-containing protein
Exons: 2
Coding region: 1-2280 (759 amino acids)
Biological process (GO): intracellular signal transduction
Source: RefSeq, a predicted model, not a curated record
AUGUCAGAAAAUCUUUUAAAAAGUUCUUCUAAUGAUAACCGAUAUGCUUCAAUGGUUAAUAAAGAAAAUCGUGAGACAUGUUUUAAAAAAAAUCCUUUUAAAGCCACAUCAUUGUGGAAUGACAUAGAAAGUACAUUUAAAAAAGAUAUGCCAUUGAAAAAGCACCGGGCAUACCUUAGAUAUUACGAAGAGUCUUUUACUGGGAGGGAAGCUGUUGACUUUAUGAUUGAAAUACUACCUAAAAUUUUGAUUAAAAAGAAGGAGAUAUCACGUCAAAGUUGUGAACAAUUGCUACAAUUAUUAAUGAACAAAAGACUUUUUUACAAUGUUAGGAAUGAAAUGGAUUUUACUUUUAGAGAUAGCUUAUCAAUUUAUAAAUUUAAUAGUCAUUCAUCUGAACAGGUAAUUAAAGUUAAACGGUCAUCGUCUGUCAAUGAAAAUACUUUGCGUCGUAUAUCACUGCGUGGAAAUGAAAUAAAGGCUGUAAGACUUGAUGAAAAAAGUUCAACUAUAACCAAAGUUCCAAGACCAUCGUUAUCACAUAGAGAUAUUCCUCACAUUAUAGAUGAGGAGUUACCAAUUCAACAAAAUACACCCAAUUAUAGCAAAAAUAUAAGUAAAGAUGACUCCAAACAGAGUACUCCAUUGUGCCGAUCACAUUCUGUUACAAUUAAUAGUAGUAGUCCAUCAUCUGUAAAAGUAUUGAAAACUUUUGACGCUUCACAUAGACCAACUAUUCGUGCUUUGGAAAAAAAAUCAACUAUAAAUAAUAAAUUUGUAAUGAGAACUAAUAGAGAAAUGAAUGUUGAGAAUAAGGAAAGAACUUUUGAAGAAAUAUCUUCGUGGAAGUUUUGUAUAUUAUCACUUUUAAGAGAAUAUCUAGAUCCAAGGGAUUUGUCUUACUUGUUACCUUCUAAGAUUGAUGAUUUUCACGUGGCAUUUAAUUGCGAAAAAGUAGGUUCUAAAGGUAUAGUUAAAUGCUUUAGUGAAGAUGGUGAAAUGUCAAGUCAUUUAUUAAAAAUGAUGAGAUUCUUGGCACGUUAUCCUUUUGACACAAAAAAAUUUGUUUCUUCUGACUAUCAGUAUGUCGGAAUAGAGUUAGACAUUUAUCAUAAUAUUGUAGCAGAAUUAAGGAAAAUGAAAACAGUUUUAUCUAAUAAGUUUAGUCUGCUGCUUAUUGAAAUUUUUAAAAUUUAUACCAAUGAAAUGUAUUUUGAUAGUAAUUCUAAUAAUGGUGGAUCUAUUAUGAGAAAGUUUGGUGGUACUCCAUUAACUAAAUUUAUGACAAAAAACACAAGCAAAGUUCUUAAUUCUGAAGUUUUUACAAGAAAUACAAAAAGAUCAAGUUUUAAUAGUUAUGAAUCUAAAAAAAAUAGAAAACCUAUACCGUUUCCAAUGUUUCAAAAUGGUAAAGAUAUCGCUUGUACUGACAAUGGUAAUUUAUCUAAGACUGGAGUUAUAUUACCUAGUCAUAAGCAAUUACGUUUAUCUUGUGAUCUUACUGGUAUCGAAGAAGUAUCAUUGCCAUACUUUUCUCCUAAUACCAUAAAAAAUUUGAAUUCUCCUUACAAGAUUGAUAAUGUGGUGGAUGAUGAUAUAUUGACUGAUCUUUUUACAUAUAUUUUAUUACUGUUGCCAUCGCAAACAAGACGAAGAUUUCACAUUAUUAUUCGAUUUAUGAAUAGAAUCUCAGUAAAUCGCUGCUUGAAACUUAGCAAAUAUGAUACUAAUAGAAUUCUUAUUUUAAAAGAAAUAACGCCAUUAUUAAUGUGUUGCUUAUCAGAUGAUGAUAUAAAAAUGAAUUCAAAAUUAAUUGCUUUUAUCAUGGAUAAAGAGGAUAUCCUAUUUCGUAUACCUGAUCAAUUAAUUCGAGAUCGAGAGUCUUACCUACAUAUUCCUGAAUCAGCAGAAUUGAUACGUAGAAAAAUUUCGAAACCAUUACCAAGUAAAGAUAUUAGAUUACCAGGUUAUGAGAAUAUAAUACAUAGCCCUGUACAAUACUGCGAAAAAAUAGAUGUUAAAGAUUUUGAUCAACAAGCCAAAAAUUCGGAACAGUAUUUAGAAGAUAUUCUUAAUGAAUAUUUAACGAGUAAAUUAUUUUCUAAUAUUGAAAGGGAAAAGAAAUUAAAAGAGUUUAAGAAAUGGUAUCCUGAGAUUUAUAAGAAACAUGUUUCAGAUGAUAUUGAAGAUGUUGAGAAUCAACCUCCAAAAACCUAUCGAAGCUUUGUUAAACGUGUCAAAAAUUUUGUUAGUCGAGGACCUCAGUCAAUUGAUUCGUAA